Messenger RNA from Racocetra persica, 141 nucleotides. The record is from the annotation of a GenBank genome assembly. NCBI's taxonomy places the organism in Eukaryota, Fungi, Glomeromycota, Glomeromycetes, Diversisporales, Gigasporaceae.
UACAGACUUAAAUAGAUGGAGACUAAAAAUUGAACAUGGUAGAGAGACAUGGCAUUAUUUAGAUGAUGAUGAUGAGGUUAAAAAUUGGCCCCAAUCUGUCGUUGAAAAGUAUUGGACUGGAUUGCCUUUUGUAGGGAUGUA